This is a messenger RNA of Drechmeria coniospora, 705 nucleotides long. RefSeq lists its product as uncharacterized. Bases 1 to 705 code for a protein of 234 amino acids. The transcript is spliced from 2 exons. The record is from RefSeq and is a predicted model, not a curated record. Lineage: Eukaryota; Fungi; Ascomycota; Sordariomycetes; Hypocreales; Ophiocordycipitaceae.
AUGGACUCGUGUCGGCGGGUCGCCGUCGGUGUCGCCGUCGGUGCCGAACCGCCGAUCCGGGACUUGUGCCAGGGCGAGAGGACGCAAGACGAAGAAACAAAGAAACGGUUCCGGUUGAUGCAUCACGGCUUCGGCUCGGAAACAAGUGACAAUGAUAAUACAGGGCAGCGGUACUCGGCGCAUGCACAUAUGCAGCAGUGGCCCGACGAAAAGGGCGGUCCUCAUUGCUGCCCAGGGCAUGUGGGCGCAGGCACUCCCGACCGUGGUUUGCGCGCACCGCUCGUGCUCCCUCGUCGCGCUUCCUUGGCGCGCGAGCCCUCGGCAGGCAAGCGAGCGACGAAUACGAGCCCAUGGGCGACGACGGUCAACGGAGCCUGCCACCAACCGUCGCCGCCCGCUUCGUCCAGGGGGAAUGGGGACUCUCGCGGCGGCGACUGCUGCAUGCCGAUUGGUCUCGGACGUGGCGGCAUCGAAUUUCCUCGCAUUGCUGGCCGGGCCAAUGAUGGAGCUGCCGGGGGGCCUGCGGCGAGGGCGCGAGGGCACGAGCAAGGAGAGGGGCCCGCGGUGUCUCGGCGACGCUCCCACGGCGUCGCGACCCAACGCGGCGUAGGCGACGCUCAAUAUUGCGGCGGCCAAGCGACGGAUCAGCAGGCCGAGGCAUCGUCGGUCGGUGCAUCGCCGCGUGACAUGCGGCACGUCCCUUGA